Molecule: messenger RNA, 1037 nt
Organism: Panicum hallii
Lineage: Eukaryota; Viridiplantae; Streptophyta; Magnoliopsida; Poales; Poaceae
Product: probable E3 ubiquitin-protein ligase ATL44
Exons: 1
Coding region: 24-761 (245 amino acids)
Source: RefSeq, a predicted model, not a curated record
ACUUGUUUGUACUGCCCCAGAAAAUGCAUUCAUCCAUUAUUUAUGAGAACGAGAAACUAUUUCAUCUACUAUACAUAAGUUAUCAGCCAUCCUGCCAAAGGGCUCUCUCUCAUCUGUCAGUGAGUGAGUCUUCAGACUGUCUUGUGUCUAUAAGAGCAGCUGCAGCUCCUCACCCCCAGGUGGGCCGGCAGCACGAGGCAGGCGAGUUUGUAACAGGGUCGAGCAUGCGCGCUCCGGCGAGCCUCCUCCGCUCAGCCGGCAACGGCCCAUCUCCAUCUCCUCCUCCCCUGGUUGGUGAUGGUCAUGCAGCAGGGGAGCAGCAGGCCUUCUCCGUGGACUCGGACACGGUGGUGAUCCUGGCGUCCCUCCUCUGCGCCCUCAUCUGCGUGGCCGGGCUUGCCCUCGUCGCGCGGUGCACCUGCCGCAGACGCAGCAGUGGCGGCGGCGGUAACAGCAACCCAACCGCCGCGGAGGCGCAGGCACCGAGGGGGCUGAAGAAGGCGGCGAUCGAGGCGCUGCCCACGGUGUCGUUGCAAGCAUCAGGAUCAGGAAGAGCAGGAGAGGAGAGGGAGUGCGCCAUCUGCCUGGUGGUGCUGGCCGAGGGAGACGAGCUCCGGCUGCUGCCGCUCUGCGGCCACGGCUUCCAUGCGGCCUGCAUCGAUAGCUGGCUGGGCGCCCACGCCAGCUGCCCCUCCUGCCGCGCCGCCGUGCUCACCUGCCGGAGGUGCGGGGCGCCUGCCGCUGCUGGGGACGCAACCUAGCCCCGUCCGUCAUGCACUGACUGUCCAGAUUCACUCGUAUCGUACUACUACCGUCUAUCUACCUAUCUACUCCCUCCAUUUCAAUUUUAAAAUUAGAUUAUUUUGACAAAUCUAGAUACAAUAUUUAUCUAAGUGCAUAGCAAAAUCUUUGCCGAAACGAUCUACAUUUUGGAACGGAGGGAGUAUGUAUCCGUUCAAGUACUCAUCUCAUCUUCUGCUACUACUAGUAUAAAUACAAUCAAUGUGAUGGGAGUACUAUGAAUUUUGGUUUCCAAA